Messenger RNA from Didymodactylos carnosus, 4317 nucleotides. NCBI's taxonomy places the organism in Eukaryota, Metazoa, Rotifera, Eurotatoria, Philodinida, Philodinidae. The record is from the annotation of a GenBank genome assembly.
AUGGAUGAAAACGAAGAUCCGGUAGCACGAAAGCGUCGUUUAGCCAGAGAGAGGAAGGAAAGAUGGAAAGCGCGUCAAAGUCAAGGAACUCUCGAUAGAAUUCGAACAGAAGAAGCUGAAGCAAAACGCUUGAAGCGUCAAUUAGAGACUUCAGAACAGUCUCAAGCACGACGAGCUGCAAAUGCCAAAUCUCAUCAACAGAGCCAUCACCUGGAAACGCCCGAGCAAUCGCAAUCACGACGAGCAGCUGCUGCCGAAGGUCAGCGCUUAGCCCAAGAGCGACGAAGCUAUCAGAUCCGAGAAGAGGCUAUUCACUUCAAAGAGAAUCGCGUUGUUGCCCACAAUUGCGGUCCAAUGAAUGAAAUCUGUCAGUUAUGUCGAUCGAGAAACUUCAAGGCUGAGCGCCCGUCGGACAGAAAAUUCACCAGCUGCUGUCGCAAAGGAAAAGUCAAGCUACCUAAGCCCAAGGCUGGAAACGGAGUCGAGCUGGCAUAUCCCGAGUUUCUCCGCACACUGCUGUCCGACACAGCUGCUCCGACCCGUACACAUUUUCGUGAGAACAUCAGAUCGUACAACAACGCUGUGUCAUUCGCAUCAAUGGGCGCCAAAAUCGUCGACGUGCCAGGAAGGGGCCCAUACGUCUUCAAGGUACAUGGUCAGACGUACCACAAGACGUCGCAUCUUCAGCCAGCAACGCCACAGGCACCACAAUUCGCUCAACUUUACGUACUGGACAGCACUCAAGCCACAGACAUUCGUCAGAAACAUCGAGCGAAUGAACAGUGCUACCCGCGCAUUCUAGAUCAAAUCGAUCGCUUCUUCCGACAACACAACAGAAUCGCGAGGAGUUAUCAGAUGAUGCGCGAAGUAGAAGCUCAAGCAGCGCGACAAGCAGCACAGGCAGGAGAUCAGAUUCCGGUGGUCAGCAUGGUGUUUCGACGAGAUCGGCAGUCGGAUCAACGUCGCUAUAACGCACCGACAUCGAACGAAGUCGCUAUGGUGUUCGUGAACGAAGACGGUGAGCCACCGUUCGAGCGUGACAUCCGCAUCUAUCCGCGAAACCCUGCGGAUCCAAACCAACAGUUCAUCAACAUCAACAUCUUGAGCCCAAACUUGGAUCCAAUGUCUUACGCAAUCCUGUUUCCAUACGGCGAACCUGGGUGGCAACCAAAUUGGGAGUGCGAAGCGUACGAAGGAGCUGUGCUGAAUCCUGUUCGCACGAAAGUCAACAUGCUACAGUUCAAAGUGGCACAAACAGCCAUUCGCGAUGACUUCAACCCAAUCAUGAGCGCUGGCAAAUUGACGCAGCAAUGGUUGGUGGAUUCGUAUCUUCAGGUGGAAGCAAACAACUUGAACUUCAUUCGACUGAAUCAACAAGCAUUACGAGCAGAAUGCUAUCAAGGACUCGCCGAUCAUGUCGCCAAUUUGGCACAGAAUGCGAACAUAGCCGCUGGCGUCGCAGUUAUUCUGCCUUCAAGCUUCGAAGGAUCACCGAGAAACAUGCGAGAGCGCUGCAACGAUGCAAUGUCCAUAUCCGCAAAGUUUGGCGCGCCUGAUCUCUUCAUUACAUUCACGGUAAACCACAAGUGGCUAGAGAUCACGGAGAACUUACGUCCAGGCGAACAAACACCAGACCGUCCCGAUUUGGUUGCACGAGUUUUCACCAUUAAAUUGAAAUCGUUGAUGGAUGACUUGAUCGUGCAUGGCGGGUUUGGACAAGCAAAAGCUUUUGUAUACAGCAUCGAAUUCCAAAAGCGAGGCUUACCACACGCUCAUAUUUUGGUGACUUUGCGCGCAGAGGAUAAGUUUACAACUGAAGAGCGAAUCGAUCAGUUCGUCAGCGCGGAAAUUCCUGCUGAAGCAGAAAAUCCUCACCUACAUGAGAUCGUCACAAGAUGUAUGACGCACGGACCGUGCGGCAACAACAAUCGCCACGCGCCUUGCAUGGAAGAUGGCAAAUGCAAGAAACAGUUUCCAAAGCAGUUCAAUGAUACGACGAAGCCGAAUGUCGACGGUUAUCCAGUGUAUCGGCGCCGCAGCGCUGCCCAAGUAAAGGUUAGAGGAGUGGUGAUAGACAAUCGAUACGUCGUGCCAUAUAGUCCGUACUUGCUGCUGAAAUACAAUGCGCACAUCAAUGUUGAAGUUUGUACGUCUUUGAAAGCAAUCAAAUACAUCUACAAGUACAUCUUCAAAGGAUUUGAUUGCGCGAACAUCGCCAUCAGAUCAGACGGUCAGCAGGAACUCCGAUACAACGAGAUCGCCAACUACAUCGACGCUCGAUAUGUUAGUGCACCAGACGCAAUGUGGCGACUUCUUGAAUCAAAAAUGCACGAUCGUUCGCACGCGGUGCAGAGACUGCCCGUUCACCUGCCGAAUCAACAGCGCAUCACAUUCGAGCAAGGACACGAAGAAGAAGCCUUGCUGGCAGCACAAACUGGUCGAACGAAAUUGGAGGCAUGGUUCGAGCUGAACAAAACUGAUGGAGACGCACAACAGUACCUCUACGUAGACAUUCCAUACAAUUACGUCUACGUACGAGCAGUCUGGAAACCGCGACAAAGAGGAGGAGGAAAGGUUGUGUCACGCAUGUACACCGUGAGCUUCAAAGACGAAGAACGAUUUUACCUUCGACUGCUGCUCCUUCAUGUUCGUGGCGCAACAAGCUUUGAAUCGAUACGAACAUUCACCGGAACGGUUUAUCCAACAUUCAAAGAAGCUGCAUCGGCGCGAGGACUUCUUGAGUCAGACGAGGAGUGGGACCGCUGCUUACGUGAAGCUUCCACCUAUGAAAUGCCAAAGCAAUUGCGUGAAACGUUCGCUUACAUUUGUUGCUUCUGUCAGCCCUCCCAACCAAUUGAACUGUGGAACAAAUAUGUCGUCGACCUGGCUCUCGACUACAUGCGACGUUUCACCGAUGACGCCGCAAUAAACAUGGCACUACAUGACAUCAACGCGAUUCUCAAACAACACGGAUUGUCUUGCGCACUAAUCGGUCUGCCAACACCAAUCGGAAUUGCACCAGAAGCCCAGCUCUACGAUCCAGUUGAAGAAGCACGCGAAGGCGAUGAACGCGUUGCGAUACUCAACGACAAGCAAUUGGAUGCAUUCGGAAAAAUCGUAGGUGCCAUCGAUGACGAGAAUGUUGAGCAUCGCUGUUUCUAUCUCGACGGUCCUGGAGGAUCCGGGAAAACAUUCCUUUACACAACACUAAUGGCAUUUAUCCGCGGAAGAGGACAGAUCGUGCUGCCAUUUGCAACAACGGGAAUCGCUGGAACUCUUCUGAAAGGAGGAAGAACAAUUCACAGUGGAUUCAAGCUACCGGUUCCACUGCUCGAUACUUCCGUUUCAUCGCUAAGACCAAACUCUGAGGAGGCUGAAGUGCUUCGUCAAGCAUCGCUCAUCAUCAUCGAUGAAAUCACAAUGCUGCCAAAGCACGGUCUCCGCUGCAUCGAUAAGCUUCUUCGCGAGGUCGGAACAGGAAGUCUGGAGCCAGUUCCAGGAAUAUUCCACGAAGACACAAUUGAGAUUCCUCAACAAAUGAUCGCUACCGAGGAUCUCAUCGAAUCCAUAUUUGGAUCGAACAUUCAUCAGAUGUCUGUCGAGGAGUUAUCGAAACGAGUAAUUGUUGCUCCGACCAACGAACAAUCGCUCGAAAUGAACCGCACGAUCAUUGGACUGCUACCUGGCGAUCCGGCCAUUUAUUACAGCGCAGAUUCGGUCGUUUCAGAAGAUCCGAAUGAUGCAGCGAACUAUCUAAUCGAAUUCCUGAACGUUAUUUCGAUGCUUGAACUCCAAGAUAAUAAAUCAUCUGGUUGUGUUUCAUUUUUCUGUAGUGUAAAAAAAUCAUAUGGAAUUCCAUCAUUGAGAUAUGAUGAAUAUACACGAGGUAUCGUUUCGUUAUCUGGUCUAUUACAAUGGAAACAGGUUUUUACAAGGACGAGGCGAGAAUAUUGUGGAGCAAUCUUGACAGACGAUGAUCUUGACGCCUAUCGAUGGGCGUUGAAAAAAGAAAAAUCAUGGCAUGAAAACCUCCUCAAAACGCGAACAUUACUAUCAAUGUCACUAAAAAAAUCCGUGGCGUUUCGUUUUGCGAGCACAAGCUCCAAUGACUCUAGUUAUUCUGUUUUAAUUGAACUCGAAUUCCUAGAACUUUGUCCGACAGCCAUCAACUUGAAUAAAAUAUCAGAACAACUUCCUUGCCUGUCCGUGUAUGUAGACGAAGCAGAAGUCCUUUUGCUACCAUUCACGUUAUUUAAAGUGAAGGACAUCAGUACUGAUCCUGAGCUGCGAGAAUAUCGAAUUUUUGCUCAUACAUGA